Molecule: messenger RNA, 548 nt
Organism: Trichomonas vaginalis G3
Lineage: Eukaryota; Parabasalia; Trichomonadida; Trichomonadidae
Product: protein of unknown function, DUF4106 family
Exons: 1
Source: RefSeq, a predicted model, not a curated record
AUGCAAAAGGCAAUGAAAAGCGCAGAAUAUAUAAAAGCUAAUAAUGACUGGUUAGACGCCCAAGCCAACGCUAAAGCAGCCCAACUUAUAGGGUCAAUAAGGACAAAAAUACAAGCGGAUGAAGACAGUUCAAAUGAAGCUUUAAUGAAUGCUGACUUUAAGAACGCCUUCGAAGCUCUUCAUAGUAAGGUGAAACUAGUGAACGACUUCUCAUCUGGAAAGAAACUGAAGUCUGAAGGUUUCGACAAAGAGUUAAGAGAAGUAGCACAAAAUAUGACGAAAAUAACAGAUGCAGCAACGAGACAGGCAGUUCAAAGUGCCUAUGACGCCGUUAGAGCAACUGUUGUGGAAAGUCAAGAAAAAGAGUUACAACAGACCAAAACAGACCUAGUAAAUGCUUUCUUAAAAACGAAAAGUCAGGUAGGACAUUAUGCUGCAGAUGGAACAUAUGUGCCAGCUGGUGGAACUUAUAUACCAGCUGGUGGAACUUAUAUACUAGCUAGUGGAACUUAUAUACCACCAAACCCUCCAAGAGAAGCACCUGCACC